AUGGGGCAGACGGAGUAUACAUCCUGGAAGAAAGCCGAGCGGGAGAGCCUGAAGUACUUCAUUGAGGAUCCCGGCACGGGCACGCUUUACAAGAGAGGCCAACUUCUGGGAAAGGGGGCAUUUGGAAGAUGCUACAAGUUCACUGACACAUCUACCAACAAAGUCUAUGCGGUGAAGGUCGUCUCCCAAUCCCGGGUCUCCAGACUGGACAACAGGGGGAAGGUUGAACAGGAAAUUGAACUGCACCGCCAGCUCAAGCAUAGAAACGUCGUGGGCUUCCACCGACAUUUUGCUGACCAGGAAAAUAUCUACAUGGUGCUGGAAUACUGUAGCCGAAAGUCUUUGGCACACAUCCUGAAAGCCCGGAAGAAGCUAACAGAGCCGGAGGUCCGGUUCUACCUGAAGCAAAUUAUCUCUGGCCUGCAGUACAUACACCAGCAAGGCAUCAUCCACCGGGACCUGAAACUGAGUAACUUUUUCAUCACAAAAAACAUGCAGGUGAAGAUUGGAGACUUGGGGCUGGCAACCCGAGAGGAACAGGCCAACAGGAGACGGGGAGUGGUCUGCGGUACCCCCAAUUAUCUGGCUCCUGAAGUCAUUGCUAAGAAAGGGCACUCAUUCAAGUCGGACAUUUGGGCGCUGGGUUGCAUCAUGUACACAGCCCUGACCGGUUGCUCCCCAUUUGAGAUUACCCACAAGCAGGAGAUGUAUCAGUGUAUCCGAGAGGGCCGCUAUCCGAUGCCCAGUCACCUCUCACCCGCCGCCCGGGAGCUGAUUGGGAAGUUUCUGGCUCCUGACCCAGCUGCCCGGCCUAGCCUGGAGGAAGCCCUCAACCAUGUCUUUUUUACCCAGGGUUUCACUCCCUCCAGGCUCUCCUCUCGGGCUUGUCAUUCUGCACCCAUGUUCACUCUUCCCAACCCUCUCAGCAAAUUCUUCCAGAAGGCUGCCAAGAUUUUCUUUCGGGGAUCCCCCUGCCAAGAGUUGAGAACCGUGAGCCCCAUCCUCCAGGAAGCAGAAGGGAGACCCCUGCAAGGAUUGCCGCAAUGCCCGGUGGAAGAGCACCCCAGCCUGGAAGCAGAAAAGAGGGACGUAAACCUCCUGGAGGACCCCAGCAGCUUCCCUGUUCAUUUGCUCAUGAAGGGAUCCUUGAACUGUGCUGAAGACCAGGGAGAUGCUGAGUGGAGCCAGGGUGGUGCUCUGGACACAGUCGAUCGAGUGCUGAGGACUUGUCUGAAGAUGAUCCCCCUGGCUGCGCAGAACCCAGAGAAUCAGCGACGGACGGGUCCCGUUUGGAUGGUCACCAAAUGGGUGGAUUAUUCCAACAAGUAUGGCUUUGGUUACCUGCUGACUGACAGGUCAACCGGGGUGCUCCUUGCGGAUGGAACGCAUAUCGCACUCUGCCCUCGGCGCCAGAACGUCUGUUACUGCUCAGAAGCCCAAGAGACAGUUUCCUUUCCACGGAAGGAGUUGCCCCCGUCCCUGACCACGAAAAUGGGCAUCCUUCAUUUCUUUACUCAAUACAUGCAGCAGCGGCUGAUGGAGGGUGGGCACCAGCCGGCAGAUCCAGCAUGCUCCGCAGGCGAUGUUUCCCUCCUGCAUUUCGCAAAAUCCGACGAAGCCCUGCUGAUGCUUUUCAGUAAUGGGAUCCUGCAGGUUAACUUCUACCACGACCGCACAAAGAUCGUCCUCAGUCAGCAAGCUGGAGAGCAUCUCUUGACGUUCAUAGACCGCCAGCGCCGGAGUACCACCUUCCCCCUGGACACCCUGGUGCAGGAAGGGUGGACGCUGCCUUUCCGAGAGCGGAUGGAGUAUGCCCUGCGCAUGUUACACUGCCUGUAG
This is a messenger RNA of Euleptes europaea (tarantolino), 1839 nucleotides long. Its product is annotated as serine/threonine-protein kinase PLK2-like. The transcript has 15 exons. Gene Ontology annotation, cellular component: centrosome; spindle pole; cytoplasm. NCBI's taxonomy places the organism in Eukaryota, Metazoa, Chordata, Lepidosauria, Squamata, Sphaerodactylidae. Gene Ontology annotation, biological process: mitotic cell cycle; regulation of cytokinesis; protein phosphorylation. The coding region runs from base 1 to 1839 and encodes 612 amino acids. The record is from RefSeq and is a predicted model, not a curated record. Gene Ontology annotation, molecular function: ATP binding; protein binding; protein serine/threonine kinase activity.